This is a messenger RNA of Drosophila biarmipes, 3369 nucleotides long. RefSeq names its product calcium homeostasis endoplasmic reticulum protein (gene scaf6). Gene Ontology annotation, biological process: RNA processing; intracellular calcium ion homeostasis. Lineage: Eukaryota; Metazoa; Arthropoda; Insecta; Diptera; Drosophilidae. The transcript has 9 exons. Gene Ontology annotation, cellular component: perinuclear region of cytoplasm. Gene Ontology annotation, molecular function: RNA binding. The record is from RefSeq and is a predicted model, not a curated record. Bases 918 to 3293 code for a protein of 791 amino acids.
CAACGUCGGGGGUAUCUCUAUGUUCUAUGCCAGCAUAUUUUUGGGAGAUUAGAGCAGCUCAAGUGAUCGAAGGAAAGAUCACCACGUAUUUAUCACCCCUUUACUUGAUCUUGACUGUCGGCAACUUUGUUAUUCCCUUUAAGUCCUUAUCUAAUGCUGUUGAACAAUCCGUUCAAAAGCACAAAUGGCAGUCCCACUUUCUUUUGCAAGUUCCAUUAUACCUUCGUUUUAACUAAUUCUCCCGCCAUUUUAUAAAGGGACCCCUAUUUUUUGUUUAUGUUUACCUUAACACUUCCCUCCAAAAAAGUGUACGAGUUUUGCAGUCUUUUGUUGACUGUUUCACUCAACUCAUAGUAUUAACCCAAACUUGAGUUGUUGAAAGGCGCCCACUAGUUUUGUAUUUAAUCCAAUUAUCUUGGCCUGACUUUAUUAGAAAUGAAAAUACUCUUCAAUAUUUUUCUUGUGGGAACCACAGACUACUUUUCGAAAUAUCAAUCCAGCUCUAGCCCUUCCCCUGGUUAAUUCUCAAUCGAUCUACUCAGUCCCUGACCUGUAAAUGCGAAUAAGAUAAAGUUAAAUGUGUACUUUCAGCAUUACCAAACUACAAACUCUAUUUGCUAUUAUUUUAACUAUUGAAUUAACAAUUUACAAUGCUACAUUAAAUUUUUGCUUUAUUGUAUUUUUUGAAACAUAAACCAAAAAAAAAAUUACCAAAUCAAACCACUCUUCAUACCAACUGACAAAAACUGUAUAAAACCAAAAAAAAAAAAACGAAUCCCAAAAUCAAUUUGUUUGAAACGCUUGUCGACUUGAAUACGAACUCGCGAAAUGCGAAUAUGAAUGUGAACAUACCUUUGUGUGCCCAAUGACCAAACUGAUCUGAUUCGAACGCAUCCACCGCACCGCCAACCAACCAAAUGAAACGACACCCACCUGUAGGCCCUGAUGAACCAGAAGACGAAGCAGAUCGAGGAGGCCAUCGCGGCGGCGCAGACGACGCAGCAGGAGCAGAUGGCCGGCGAGCAGGGCAUUGUGCUGAGGGACUUCGAUGGCGUGCUGCAGCCGAUCAUCGAAUCCUGCACCAAGGACAGCAUCUCUGCAGGGCUUUGGUCAAUGGUUCAACGUUUCAGCAAAAAUUGCAUCUUAUAUAUUUAGUUAAUGAUAUACUGCACCACUGCAUGCGCAAGAACAUCAAUGACUUGAAGAACAGCCUCGAGAACGUCGUCAUUCCGAUGUUCUGCAGCGCCGACUUGAUUGCCAGCAACGAUCAGCGCCAAAAGCUGGCCAAGCUGCUGUCGCUGUGGGAGUCCAAGGCCAAGUUCUUCGAUGCCUGCGUCAUCUCGAAGCUGCAGUCACCGGACUCGUCGAUGCAGGAGUACAAAACCAAUCUGCAGAACAUGUAUCAUGACAUAGCCGCCAAGUUCACACAGCAAACGAAGGCCACACUAGAUAACUACCAAAAACAGCAUCAGAUAUUUAUCCAGCAUGCCAGCCAGCAAAUUGGCCAGCUCGAGAAGCAGGCGCAGCAUCUGGAGCAGCAGAUAAUGGUGGCUCAGAAGACGCAGCACCAACAGCCGCAGCACAUGCUGCAACAUCAAGGCCCUGGCGGCCCGCAGCAGAAGAAUAUACCAUCGCUAAUGUCCCACCGGAUAGCUAUGCCCGGUGACCGUGAGCACAUGAACAACCAGGGGCCGCAUGAUCAGCAGCAUCCUCAGGCGGGCAACAAUAUGUAUCCAGGUGGUAACUACCAUCAGCAGCAGCAGCAGCCUCCGGGGAAUCCCUUUGCGGAUCCACGGGGACCGAACUUCUUCAUUCCGGACAUGUCAAAACCACCGCCAGGCUUUGCCGGGCCCAUGCAUCAUCACAACCAGGGACCACCAAUGGGCGUCCAUCAGCAGCAGCAGCAGCAACAUCAACCGCCUGGACAGUAUCCUCCGAUGCAGGGGCAGGGCGGCGGCAAUGAACCACCUGUUGACCUGGGCGUUCUCAGUGCAGCCAUUCAGGCCUGCUUGCAGAUGCAGCAGCAACACCAUCCCGACGUCCCACAGCAGCAGGGUCAGCAGCAGCACCAACUUCAGCAGCAGCAUCAGCAACAGCACCAGCAACAGCAACAGCAACAGCACCAGCAGCAGCAACAACCAAUGGCGGCCUAUCCCCAGAAUCUGGUCAGACCCGGGCAGCCAGCCAGCGUAGAUCAGGACCUGGACCUGGAUGUGCUCAAUGCGGCCAUUCGAGCGGUUAUAACAAAUAAACCCGAAGACGGUCCACCGGAAGAUGGUCAGCAGCCGCAGCAGUCCGGCGAGGGAGAAUCUGGAGAAGCGGUUGCGAUCGGAGAGCCGCAAAUACCUACAGCGCCUUACUACGACUUGCCUGCGGGACUAAUGGUGCCGCUUAUUCGCCUGGAGGACUACAACUACAAGUCCCUCGAUCCGGCGGACAUACGACUGCCAGCUCCCGCGCCACAAAGCGAGCGACUGACGAAUGCAUUGAAUGCCUUCUACUCCGCGCCCUCCCACGACCGUCCCAGGGAUACUGAGGGCUGGGAGAAGCUUGGUCUCUAUGAGUACUACAAGGUGAAGAAUGCGGCGCGAAAGCAAAAGGAGGAAGAAAUCAAGGAGGGCAUUCGGGAAAAGUCGCGCUCGCCCAGUCCCAUCGUGCUCGAGAAACCUCCACCAAAGAAGAGCAACAAACGUGUUUAUCGAUCCAAGAGUCGCAGUCGCUCCCGCUCACACACGCCGCCCCAUCGAAACCGAUCGCGCACACGUUCGAGAUCCCGGUCGCGAUCCGUGGAGCGCUCCACGACGCCGCCACCGACGAACCGCAGCAGGGCGGGCGGCGGAGGAGGCGGUGGCAGCAGUCGCAAGGGACGCAACCGAUCGCCGCGCCACGAUCGGGACAACAACAGCAGUAACAAUCGCGAGAACCGCGUAGAGCGCAGCAAUUCCAAUAGCAGCAACAACGGCAACAGCACCAACCUAAGACGCGUGGAGCGCGACAGAUCUCCAACCCCUCCGAGCUUUUUGGGAAGCACCUUCGCCAAGCCUCAGGAGUUCAUCGAGGAAUCAAACAAGGGCCACCAAAUGCUCAUGAAAAUGGGCUGGGCGGGCACUGGCACAGGACUGGGCUCAAAGAACCAGGGCAUAGAUACGCCGAUUUCGGGCGGUGAGGUGCGCGAUCGUCGCGAAAUGUACAAGGGCGUGGGUGCCAAUAUGCAUGAUCCCUUCGAGAGCUUCCGCAAGAACAAGGGCGCAGCCUUCGCACAUCGAAUGCGUUCGCGAGACGACAAGAGUUAGGAUCUGCCGCAGGCCAAUAACUCAAAAGUUUUUGUUUCCUUUUAGCCGAGAAAAUAUACAUUUUUAUAAAAGCAAA